Cricetulus griseus (Chinese hamster) is the source of this 1113-nucleotide messenger RNA. The record is from RefSeq and is a predicted model, not a curated record. Lineage: Eukaryota; Metazoa; Chordata; Mammalia; Rodentia; Cricetidae.
AUGCCUCAGGACGAGCAGACGCUUAGGAUGGAUAACCCAACUCCUGAUGAGUCCCUAGGAAAGCAAAACGAAAACUUGCAAAACCAGGAUGAAGAAUUGGGAUUUAAGGAAAUGGAUGGUCUGAGAGAAGCUUUGGCCAACCUUAGGGGACUUUCUGAGGAAGAGAAGGGCGAGAAGGCAAUGCUCCGCUCCCGCAUCCAAGAGCAAUCCCAGCUCAUCUGCAUCCUGAAACGCAGAUCCGAUGAGGCUCUGGAACGCUGCCAGAUCCUGGAACUGCUCAACAAUGAGCUGGAGGAGAAGAGGAUGCAGGAGAUAGAGAAGAUGAAGGUCCAGAGUGAUCACGUCCAAAAGCUGGAGGAUCGCUUUAUGACCCUGGCAGCCAACCACGAGAUGAUGAUCCGCUUCAAGGACGAGCACAAGAAUGCAAACCUCAAGCUGAAGGAGGAAAAUGAGAAGCUGAAGCAGGAGAAUAGCAACCUCUUCAGUCAGGCUCUGAAAGACCAGGAGGCCAAGAUACUGCAACUCACUGCAAACAACAAGGCCCUGGUGGAGGAACUGGAGGUCUUGAAACUGAGGUGUGCACACGAUACCAGCCAGGCUCAGGCCCGAGAGAAGGAGCUGCUGGGUCUGCAGACCCAGCAGGCCUGUGCUCAUGCCAAGGAGACAGAGCAGCUGCUCAGCCAGCUUCAGAGCCUCAAGCAGCUACACCGGCAGGCCACCAACAAGAUGGCGAAGGACCAGGAGGAGCAUAGCAGCCUGAGCCAGGAUCUACAGACCAGGCUGCAGACUGUCACACGUGAGAAAGAGGAGCUGCUGCAGCUGUCCAUGGAGAGGGGCAAGGUGCUCCAGAACAAACAGGCGGAGAUCCGCCAGCUUGAGGAGAAGUUGGAGACAGCAGCCAUGGCCAAGAAGCAUGCACUGGAACGCUUCGAGCAGGAGGCAGUGGCCGUUGAUAGCAACUUGAGAGUCCGCGAGCUUCAGCGCAGGGUAGAUGGGAUCCAAAAGGCUUAUGAUGAGCUGCGUCUUCAAUCGGAAGCCUUCAAAAAGCACAGCCUGGAUCUUUUAAGCAAGGAGAGAGAACUUAAUGCUAAACUCCGCCAUCUCUUUCCAUAA